Mycetomoellerius zeteki is the source of this 552-nucleotide messenger RNA. RefSeq lists its product as uncharacterized. The coding region runs from base 1 to 552 and encodes 183 amino acids. The transcript has 2 exons. The record is from RefSeq and is a predicted model, not a curated record. Lineage: Eukaryota; Metazoa; Arthropoda; Insecta; Hymenoptera; Formicidae.
AUGAAAUUUCCUGCAGUGAUCAUUUGUUUACUUGCUGUUGCAUGUGUACGAAACACUAUGUCGCAUGUGAGCAGGCAGAUCAGACAGGUACCAACGACACUACCGGCACCAGCGGUACCGAGCACAAAUUAUAACAAUACACAAACUCCCUACCCCUAUCCUACCUAUCCGGUCUAUCUGAGCAAUGUGAAUCAGAUCGGGCAAUCUACCGCUCCGGUAACGAAUGUGCCUCAGACUAUUACUACUAUAUCACCAUCUACCAACAGUACCAGCUUGUUGGAUACUUCCACCAGUAAAUCUUUCCUUCAGCAUGCCAGGACUUAUGGCAUCUAUGCGUUGCAAGUGUUGAUGGUAGUUCUUCUCGGUACAUCCUUAUUAAACUACAUUUGUUUGCAAUGGCCUAUCUGCGACAAAGUCUUUGGAGAAAACAACUUUUGGAAAAAUAACAAGACAAGACGUUUGAACCGUGCGUACGUGACGUCGAAUUACUUGGAUGAUAUCAGCUCGGCAGUCUUCAAAGCGAUGGACUAUUAUAAUAAACAACAAGAUUAG